AUGGCCGCGAUGUUCGCAGCGUCUGCUAGCUUAAAGAAAGCAGUUGCUUUAAUUAAUGAACUGGACAUCAACAGAUUCCCUUUACUCUUGUCAAAGAUCUUACAGAAGCUACAUGUCCAGGAGGAACGUACAUUUUCUGAGGAAGAGGAAGAAAAACUACAAAGUGCAUUUAGUAUGUCUUCCAGUGACCUAGAGCUUGUCCUGCAGACUUUGGAGUUUAUACUUCAGCAGGCUGCUUAUCAUACAGCAAAACCAGCUGUGCUAGGGGAUCAGUUGAGGCAGUUGGACCUUCACGAGGACAAGGUGAACAAAAUAGUUGAAGCUUGGACUGCUGGGGCCCGAGACCUGGUUCAGAAACUAAGGGAACGAACAGUUCAUCCUAAUCAGCUCGAGGACGUCCAGUGGAGACUAAACCUACAAGUAGCACAGUCAACACAGACCAAAAUGAAACUGACCAAUGCAUUCUUUCAGUUCGGAGUCAGAAAUGAAGACACGAAAAAAAAAGAAAACAUCAGACUGGAGUUUACUCAUGAGGAGCUGUACAAGUUCUACAACCAGUUGGAGACUAUACAAAAACAACUGGAUAGCUUGAGCUGA
This is a messenger RNA of Candidula unifasciata, 597 nucleotides long. The record is from the annotation of a GenBank genome assembly. NCBI's taxonomy places the organism in Eukaryota, Metazoa, Mollusca, Gastropoda, Stylommatophora, Geomitridae.